Molecule: messenger RNA, 1376 nt
Organism: Myodes glareolus (Bank vole)
Lineage: Eukaryota; Metazoa; Chordata; Mammalia; Rodentia; Cricetidae
Gene: Inka2
Product: inka box actin regulator 2
Cellular component (GO): nucleus
Molecular function (GO): protein serine/threonine kinase inhibitor activity; protein kinase binding
Source: RefSeq, a predicted model, not a curated record
CGCCCAGCCCGCGCCCCUCGGGCAGCUCUUCUCAUUGGUCGAAGACACCCCUUCUGAUUUCUCAUUGGGUGCUGCACUUUUCCUCCACCCCCAACCCGGACCGCGAGCGGCAGCGGCUGGGGACGUCGCUCUAAGUCCCCACGCUGGAGUAGAGGCUUGGCUCUGCUCGGCCAGGGACGAGGAGCGCACUGAGAACUCUACUUUCUUCUGAGCCCGAGCCCAGCAAAUGGGCGAAUGAGGAAGGGGAGCAGGGACAUGGAUUGCUAUCUGCGUCGCCUCAAACAGGAGCUGAUGUCCAUGAAAGAGGUGGGGGAUGGCUUACAGGAUCAGAUGAACUGCAUGAUGGGCGCGCUGCAAGAACUGAAGCUCCUCCAGGUGCAGACAGCCUUGGAACAACUGGAGAUUUCUGGAGGCGCGCCGGCCUUCAGCUGCUCCGAGAGCUCACAGAAACAGCCCGAGUGCCCCCGCUGGCAGGGUAGGGACAGUCCUACCAGAUCUGUGGCCUGUCCUUCCUCCAGUCAGCCUUCUUUUGACAGCAGCCCCAAGUUUCCAAGCCAAAGGACUGUCUGUGGGGAGGAUCUUGCGGUCCUUCCCAAGACACAGCUGCCUGAGCACGAAAGCGGUACCCAAAGAGGGCAGGAGUGGGUGGAACCAGAUGACUGGACCUCUACGUUGAUGUCACGGGGCAGAAAUCGGCAGCCUCUGGUAUUAGGGGACAAUGUUUUUGCAGACCUGGUGGGCAACUGGCUAGACUUACCAGAACUGGAAAAGGGCGGGGAGAAGAGUGAGACUGGGGAACCCAGAGAGCCCAAAGGAGAAAAAAGCCAGUCUCGGGAGCUGGGUCGCAAGUUUGCCCUAACAGCUAACAUUUUUAGAAAGUUCUUGCGCAGCGUGCGGCCUGACAGAGACAGGCUGCUCAAGGAGAAGCCAGGCUGGAUGACACCCAUGGUCUCAGAAGCACGAGCAGGACGCUCGCAGAAAGUCAAGAAGAGGAACCUUUCCAAGGGCUCCGGACGGUUUCCAUUCUCAAGCACGGGAGAGUCCAGACACAUUGAAACCCCUGCCACAAGCAGCCCCAAGGCCUUAGAACCCUCCCGUGGGGGCUUUGACAUUAACACAGCUGUCUGGGUCUGAAUUCGAGAGAGACGCUGGCUGAACCUAAAAGGCGGUCUCAUAACUGGGCCCUGGGGGGAGAGGGAGGGCAGAUGGCGUGGUCUUCAGGCCAGAUGCAAGUUCCCAUCCUCAGAAAGAAAGGAAAGCAGAGUUCUUAGUCAGGCCUCACCAGAACAGUGAGGAGAGGCUGGCACCGGGCAGGCUGAGGUAAGGUGUGUGUGUGUGUAUGUGUGUGUGUGUGUGUGUGUGUGUGUGUGUGUGUG